Messenger RNA from Lachancea lanzarotensis, 327 nucleotides. RefSeq names its product LALA0S07e03356g1_1 (gene RSM27). Gene Ontology annotation, cellular component: mitochondrion. The transcript has a single exon. Lineage: Eukaryota; Fungi; Ascomycota; Saccharomycetes; Saccharomycetales; Saccharomycetaceae. The record is from RefSeq and is a predicted model, not a curated record. The coding region runs from base 1 to 327 and encodes 108 amino acids.
AUGUCCAUACCGAAGCAAAGACUACUGCAGGUAGCAAGCUUAUCUGCACGGAUCUUCAAUGAAAAUUUCAACCCCACAGCUGCACGUAAUGGUGGGAAAAUUCUGUCCAAAAGACUAAAAGGUGCGUCAAUCGCGGGCUACUACGGGAAUCCUGAUUUCUUGAAAUUCAAGCACCUAAAGACUCUAUAUCCAGAAUUUCAAUUUACCGAUGAACAAGAAGAAUAUAGGCUGUCUAUGAAUGAAGCCCGGAAACGUAGAGGCAAGGGUGCUCCUACAAAGAAAAAAGAAGCCAGCAAAGACAAGGGCAAAACGAAAAAGAGAAAGUAG